GGUUUGGGAUGGCAGCCUCCCCAGCUACAGUUGCGAGGGCAUUUGCCGAUUGCUUGAAGGCUUUGGAGUCAGCUGUUUCUGGAGCAGAGGGCGGUUCUAUCACAAAUGCUCGCAAGUUGGAGGCUUUGUCACAGUUGGAGGAUCUGCUCCCAAAUCUGGCGAAAGCCGACAUUGCAGAGCAUCGUGGGCGAUUUGAGGAUUUAUGCGAGAAGCUGUUGACACAGAAUGCCACAGAUCCAUUGCGCCGUUUGGUGGUCUCAGUCUUGACCACCACCUUCAGGUUGAGCGACACAUCUGCUUUGCCCAACUUUGCCAGCCGUCUCCUGCAACUGAUGGGAGAUAGCAAAAAAGGAGGGGACAAAGUCAAUGACACCAAGGUAGCAGCGCUUGAUGUUCUGGGGCAGCUAGUUGUUCAUCAUGGGCAAUCGUUAGAGCCAUUCUGCAAUGACAUUUUGGCUGUGAUUGCCAAGCACAUCAAGAUGAAUGAGGCAAGUGCCCGUUGCUCUGCAUUGGAGAACCUUUGCCGGAUCAUGACAGCCGCUGGAGUAAGACAAGUAGGCACCGCCAGCAAUAUUUGGAAGAUGCUACAGAAGGUUAUGGCGGACAAGGCUCUCACAGUUCGCACGGUUGCUGCUCAUGCCUUAUCUGUGCUUGCAAGUGCAUGUCCAGCAUGUGCUGCAGCCAAUGGCGAGGCAAUGGCAUUGGCUUGCUUGAAGGCUUUGGCGACUGAAGAUCCACCGGGCCAGCUGACUUCCAGUUGCUCUGAAAGCCGCUUUGCUUUCACGAAGGCACUGGCGAGAGUGCUGGCAGCAAUGGCAUUGCCCAUACCUGCUGCAGAUCGAUCCAAGAAGAAACCAGUGACAGACUUUGCAUCUGGAGUGGACUUCCUGGAGCAAGCUAUCUCCAAGGGCCCAACCACUGGUCCUGCCUUCUCCAUGUUUCGUUCCUCCGUUUGCAUGGCCAUCGUUCUGCUGGCUGAGGCGCAGGGUGUGGGUGAUGCGGCCAGUUUGGCGCUGGUCGUUCGAGCUUCCCUCAAUGCCUUGGAGCUGCCAUCCAAAAGUUCCAAGCAUCCAGCUGAUGAGGACCACCUGAUGCAGGUGACGAGACAGAUACAGCUUGCCUUACAAAGACUCCUGCGACUGGCACAAAUGGAGGGGUGCUUGAACGACUUCGUGGAGCAGGGUCUUCUUCCAGUGGUAUCAGCCCAGUUUCAUGAGACCUCUCGCAGCACUGACAUGCGCAUGCUGGUGGUUUUGGAGACUCUCUGUGGGGCCUGUGUGGCAUCCGGCGAAACUUUUCGAAGAAUAGAGACAAAGGUCACAAAACCUUUGCUUCACAUUGUUGGAAACUACCCCAACGCGACAGUGCAACUACACGCAGCUUACUGCCUUCGUUGCAUCGGGCAUGGUUCACCUCCACAGCUCUUCCAGCUGCUGAGUGUCUUGCUGAACCUGUCUACAGUUCAGAAUGCAGAGGUGCUGGGCACUCCACUGCGAAGAAAAGAUGCCAAUGGUCAGAUGGUGGCAGGUGACACGGCUGUAGCAGCAGCGGCUGCACAUGCAGAUCUGCAGCCCUUGGUCCGUGGACUUUUUGGAUACUGUGCUGCACUCGCCGCAAUGAGCAGCGAGCUGUAUAGCAGUGAGCUGGGUGUGCCUCACGAUGUGACCUCUGCAGUCCUUGGAACAUCAGGGGCCCUGCUACAAGCGCAUCCCAGCUGUGCCAUUUCGGCACAGCGGCGCUGUUGUGCCUUUCUGUUACUGGAAGGUUUGAUGUGCUUGGGCUCUGACUGGGUGGGUCAACGUUUGACAACAUUGUUUGCACUCUGGAAGACCGCUUUGGGCAAGAAACCAGUCGACCGCGCAAAGGUCGUGUACCAGGAGCAUGUAGCAUCAAGCUCAUCCAAAAGCAGCUCCUCAGACGCAGACAACAGUGCCAAUGUUUGCAGGGAUGAGCUCUUGUCUCUACUUUUUGCGUUGCGAUCUUUGUAUGCCUUCACCUGGCACUCAAAAGAUACGCUUCUCACAACCCUCCCGCAUCUUCACAAGAUCCUGGUGGUUUUCUUGACAAACAUUUCGCAAUUGGUGGUUGGUUUGCCGCACCCGACCUCAACGAGCUUCCGAGCCAAAUAUCGUCAGGAAGCAAGUCAGCCAGGUGCUAUGCGACCAAUCAUUACCAUGGCUGGACAGUGUGGCAUCCCUGAAAUUCUUUUGAUGAUCCGAGCUACGAUGUACCGAACUUUCGCUGCCAUGCAGCCUUCGUUGUACUCCUCCCGCUUUGUGCCUCUAUUGAACAUGCUGGCGGACGAUGUCACCAGGGUCUUGCCGCAGGACUUUCCAGUCACCGAGAUCAUCACAGAGCUGGCAGGGCGAACCAUGGACAGCGUGUUGGACCUGGUGGACAGCCAUCUGGAAACGAGUCGAGACUGUCCCUCCACAGCCCGCUUGGCAGUGAAGAAGUUGCUGUCUUGUGGAGCCCAAGGGAUCCAAGGGCAAGAUGCUGCACCCUUUGCUGAAGACCUAGGAUCUGACGCUGGAGCUGCAUGUAUCUUUAACAUCCUAAACCGGGAGAGUCCUGGGGGUACGGAUUGCAUGCUGAUUCCAUGGGACGCAUGGGUGGACUCCACACAGCCCUUGGCUGGACAGUGUGUGUCUGCUGAAUGGGAUUGGAGGUGCAGUUCUGUGAAGCUGCUGUCGAUGAUUAUCAAUGCACCGGAGGUGGGCGAGGCCCCUCGGGCUGUGGUGCUUCAGCACCUGCUGAAGAAGAAAGAAACCUCCGAUGAAGCCAAUCAGUCAACAGAGAGAUAUUCCAUGGCAGCUGUUGCAGUUCUGGCAUACUUGCGUGAGCAUGCCCAUCUUCGGGGCCUGCGUGUUGCACCUCCACAACAAGCCAUUGAGCAAGCCUUGGACCUGUCACUGGCAGGACUCAAGGAGAGCAAUCCAAUCCUACGCCGACUUCACGCAGAGAUCCUGGCAAUGCUCUUUUUCUGUCACCACCAGCUCCCAGACUCCCCUGUAGUACCCAAGAUCUUGCAGCACCUAGCAGCAGACAGCCCGCAGAGCUCUGACCCGAAAGAUGUGAAGACCGAAGAAAAGCUGAAGGAACGAUCCGCCGUAGCCUUGCUGUAUGGCAGCAUUUUGAGAGCCUUCGCUUGGGGCUGGAGCAUGCUUCCACCAGGAGGUCGAGGUUUCCACUGCCCUUACAUCAUGAACAUUGUGCCCAUCCUGUUGAAGCUGGCCAAGGAGACAGCUCAGCCUGUUCGUCUUUGGAUGCUGUAUUCUCUGUACAUCAGCAUGGAGGCUGCUGGUACAGCUUUCGCUCCUUUCAUGAAAGAUGCAUUGCGCUUGGCUACAGCUCACCUUCUGGCUGACUUCUUCGAAGCACCCUUGGUGCUGUGGGUGGUUUCAGAGCUAACCCAUGCAGCAGCCAUUAUCCUCCACAAGAAUGACACUGCCGAGUGCGAAGGGCGCGAGGAUCAUUUGUUGUCGGGAAUUUGGAAAGUCAUUCAACAGAUUCAGCACGUGCAACAUGGAGGCAAUGCAUUUGCAACGGUCCGGGCAGAGGCAGUUUGCCUCAACACUGCUCCAUACCUUAGCAGGUUGAUCCCAGCUGACAACUUGCUGAAACUGGCAGCGAAGAAGCUUUGUGGAGAUGAGAGCGGCUCGCAGGUUUGCGCUGUCCGGACCUUUGCCUCGCAGUGUCUCUGUCAGCUUGCAAACUCAGGUGCUGACCUGCUGGGUCUGUUCCCAGAUAGGACUCAACUGUUCCAGCUCUUAGACGCCUCCAAGGGCGCCGAGGCCGAAGCCUUGCGGGACUUGAUCCUGGCAAUGCUUCGGGGCAAUGGCCUAGCACAGCUUCCAACAUGGCUCCAGGCCUUGCGGCAGGUGGUCCUGGCUUUGUCCAAAAACAGCAAGGAAGAGCUAACGAAUUUGAACCGAAAGGGGAGUGAAGAUCGCAUGGCUGAUGAAGUUGAUGAUGAAGCAUCAUUCGCAGAUCCCAAACAAGACCUCAAUACCAAGCAGAAAUUCUCGAGUUGCACAGCUACCAAGGUAUUUGCAGUUUCCUGUGUGCAGUUGUUGCUGGAGCAAGUGCCAGCCAAAGACUCGGUGCAUUUCCAACCAGAUGUUAGCAGCCCCAGUUCUGAACUGCCCAUGGAGAAAAGGUUCAUCACCCAUUUGGACCUUCUGGUGGGCAUUGCAGUGAAUGCUGCCAGCUCAGAUGAGGUGUCCCUAUCUGCUGCAGGACUUCGCCUUAUGCUGUUGGUGGUGGGCAGAUUCCAACACACCAAAGAUGUACAGGGCCAGGUUGAAGGAGUGGACUGCCCCCUGUUGCUGGUGCAGUUUGAAGCGCAGAUGACCACUUGCAUCCGGCACAAUCUGCGUGCUUCAGCCAACCCUUCCGUGGUGCGAUUGGCUUUAGAACUCCUCCGUGAUGUUAUAGCAGUCCGAGCUUGUACCUCGACUCACCGGUUGAUUGCCCUCCUCAUGCAGCCACUGUCAAGUCAGACAUUUGAACCAGACCCGCUUUUUUCAGAGGCUGCGUCGACUGGCUGCUUUCUUUUCCGUCUUCGCUGUGCUUGUGCAGUGCUCGACUCUGGGCAAUCACAAGAACAAGCAGCUGUUGCAGCUUACUCCAAACAUCUGAGCAGAUGGAUUGAAAAUGCCUUGCGUGACAGUGCUGUGCUACUAGCAGGACUUCCCCUCCAGAGUGUCAAGAGCUACCAGCCCACGUGUUUCAGUUUUGCUGACUACAAGGCCAUUCAACCCUUGUUUCGAGAGGCAGUGCCAUCUUUGCUUCGUGGUAUUUGUGUCCUUGGCGCAGAGGAGCCAAUUGCCAAGAAGUCAUCACCCACCGCCUUGCAGCCCAAAUCGUCCCCUUCGGCACUCAGCAAAGACUUGGUGUCACUUUCUCUGGGUGUUGUGAUGACGCUGCUGGCUGAUGCAUCAAUAGAUGAUGUCCUGGUCUUUCUUUCCACAAUUCGCCACAUGUUGAUUCUUUCAGCCCAGAGCUCAGAAGACGAUGGCGCCGUUGUGAGCCUUGGCACCUUUAUGGAUGUCCUUGGCUGUGUUUGGAGGGAAGUGUACUGCAAGAGGAGAUGCAAAGCCUUGAUGAAUCUCAUGGAGCUGUUCCAUGGAAUUUCAGGUGUUCUGUGGAAGGCGAAAGUCAGCCAACAAAAGUCCGAAGCCUUGGAGCUUCCAUGGUUGGAGGGCUUGUGCAGCGAAGGCGAAAGCAGCCGCACAGUUCUGGGCACCUAUGCGUUUCACAUUGUUGCAGCGACCAUGAACAGGGCAGAUGUCUCCGAAAGCCAUUUGACAAUGGCUUUGGAGGUCUUCCAGUGGUGGCUGCAAGAUGCUUUGUCCCAGACACUCUCAGAUUCGGAGGCUGAAUCCAGAGAAGACGAAGAGCUAAACAAAUUGAUGGAUCAAGCUUUGGCUGAAGAUAAUGAAGAUGAAUGUGUAGCCCCCGCAGGAGAGACCUGUCCAUGGUUUUGGCUUCUCUUGAAGCCCCUACCUGAAACAUUGGUCCAAAGUCAUCCUGCUGUGACUCUGAAGCACUGGAAGCAGAUUUGUACCCUGUUGUCUUCUCCAGCAGCGACCACAGCAUCAGCGCUGUGCAAGCAACUGCUCCGCCUGGUUCUGAUCUCCAAUACCCUGUGUGCUUCGGUGAUUCAAAAGUUGGGUGCCCCAUUGGUCACAGACGCAUCUGAGCGCCAACUGGUCUAUUCCUUUGCAACGUUGGUCCCUGCCGUCACUGCGAUGGCCGCUGUCUUGCAGGCUGCUCAUGAGGGAUCCACACAGGAGCAAACUGCCGAGGGUGCCGAACAGGCGAGUGCCACAGCGCAAAAGUGCUUGGACCAUUUGAAGGAGCUGUUUGACAUGGCCUGGGCACAUCCCAGUGUGAAGGUGGUGCAAGCAGCUGUUUCCUCCGCGCAGAAUUUGUUGCAAAAUCCUGCUUGCUUAGACCUCUGCAGAGUCAUUGUGCCUGGCCUUGUAGAUGCCAUUGCAACGGAACCUCCAAAGAUAGCGCUACCGGCAAUGGAACAUGCCUGGGGCAUCUUCCCCACUCUGCUGGCAGCGCAGUCGCAGACUGGAGAUGCGAAGCUGGUCAAGAGUAGCACGCAGCUUUUGCUCCAGUUGGUAUGCACUGUGGCGGAGUUUGCAAAGCCCACUGGAGCUGGCCAGACAGCAAUGGCAAACUGCCUCAUGCAGGCGGCGCAAAUUGAGCCAAGCCUCAAGGCGGAGAUUGUCAACAUGCCCGCUGAAAGUCAGCGAACAGUGCAGGAGCUCCUGCGGGCACAUGUCAACGCUCGAGUGGACAGCUCAGCAGCUGGCGAGAUUGGCGACAGCUUUUCUUGUCAGGACUUGGGCAGAAGCUGCGACAUUGACGAGGAGUCCGAGGACGAAGAUCGCGCAGAUUUUGAAAAUCGAUUGGAACGAGUGGCAGAAGAUGGCACGGAGGAGGAUGUGUUUGUUGCCGUGUGCGACGAAUGCGGUGCCACCCAUGUCACCCACAUUGACUUCAUGGGCUUGGGAUUGAACUUCAACUGCAGCAUGAUGGGUGGAAGGUGUGAAGGAGCAGAAGCUGAAGGAGAAAAGAAAGACACGAGCGGGUCAUCUAUACCUGUGGCGCCUUCCAGAUCCCAGCUUCACCAACUCUCUGUGGACGAAAAGCGGGACCUGUUUGAAAGGUAUGCAAUGCAAAGACAAGAAGAGAGAGUCUCCAAGAAGCACAUUCACAAGAGCAUCCAACAGUUAGCACCACGCAAAGGACAGCAGGAACGAUAUCGUGAUAAUAAUGUGGUGACACGAAAAGGCGAGCGUUUCAUCAAGGUAGAUGUCUCACUGGAUCCUGGUCCUGGCUGCGAAAUUGGUGGCAUCAUCGGAUGGCGCACAAAGCAGGGCCGUCGUGGAUUAGGCAUCAAGAAGAUGACAAAAGAAGAAGCUGACAAGGUCUGCAUUAGCAACAAGAACAGGAGCCACACGACGAAAGCGGUUAGUGCUGGUGAAAAGAAGGUCAUCUUUGAAAACAAGUGGUCCAAGCACACUGCUGGCUCCAUGCAGGUAGCACCCAGCGGGUCUCUGAGGUAA
This is a messenger RNA of Cladocopium goreaui, 7085 nucleotides long. The record is from the annotation of a GenBank genome assembly. Lineage: Eukaryota; Dinophyceae; Suessiales; Symbiodiniaceae.